AUGUUUCUUUCUUUCAAAUUCACCACUGCUCUACCUAUUCUCAAAACAUAUUUUCUCUUUUUCAAAAUUUUUAUGGCUUCUUCAUCCCAUUAUCAUUACCACAACGAUGAUGAUGAUGAUGAAUUUGAAACCCUAUUUGAAGAAUUUUUUGAAAUCCCUGAUAUUAUUCCCGAACCAAAAGAGCGAAAAAAACGCAUUUUUAUCGAGAGAAACCGAGAAGAUGGCCACAUGAAGCUUUGGAAUGAUUAUUUUUCUGAAACUCCUACAUAUCCACCCAAUAUAUUCCGCCGACGGUUCCGAAUGAACAAACCAUUGUUCUUGCGUAUUGUGCAUCGUCUCUCUACACAUGUAGACUAUUUUCAGCCAUCAGAAGAUGCAGUCGGACGGGCUAGUCUAUCUCCGCUCCAAAAAUGUACCGCAGCAAUUCGUCAAUUAGCGUAUGGUGGUGGGGCUGAUACAGUUGACGAGUAUGUGCGACUUGGUGAAACAACAGCUCGAAAAUGUUUGUACCAAUUUACCGCCGGAAUAAUCCACUUGUUUGGCGAUGAAUACCUAAGACGUCCCACCCCGGAGGAUCUGCAAAGACUACUCCACAUUGGAGAACAACGUGGAUUUCCAGGGAUGGUUGGAAGCAUCGACUGUAUGCAUUGGGAGUGGAAGAAUUGCCCCACCGCUUGGAAAGGAAUGUAUUCACGAGGAACCGGAAAACCAACAAUUGUGUUGGAGGCGGUAGCUUCAUCGGACCUCUGGAUCUGGCACGCGUUUUUUGGAGCUCCAGGUACUAUGAACGAUCUUAAUAUUCUUGAUCGAUCACCUGUUUUUGAUGAAAUUAUUAACGGAAACGCUCCACAAGUCAAUUUCUAUGUCAACGGAAGUGAGUACCAUUUGGGUUACUAUCUCGCCGAUGGCAUUUAUCCGAAAUGGGCUACUUUUAUUCAAUCUAUCCGACUACCACAAGGUCCAAAAAAUUGUUUAUUUGCUAAAAAACAAGAAGCUGUCCGAAAAGAUGUUGAGCGCGCCUUCGGAGUCCUGCAAGCUAGAUUCGCCGUUGUUAGAAAUCCAUCUAAUUUAUGGGAUAAAAACAAAAUAGGAAAUAUUAUUAAGACAUGUAUAAUACUCCAUAAUAUGAUUGUCGAAGAUGAACGAGAUUCAUACACUCAACACGCUUCAGAAUUUCAACAAGGAGAAGAUGUGGAUCAUACAUUUGUAGUCAAGAGGACUAAAAGUCUUGGUACUAUAUUGGGUCGUCGAGCAGAAGUUCGGGAUAGACAAGGCCAUCAACAAUUAAAAGAAGAUUUGAUUGAAAAUAUAUGGGUUAAAUUUGGACAUCUCCCUAACUACAAUGUUUAGAAAAACUUGGACGGGAAAAAAAAAUCCAACGUUUAGUUUCUAUGAGUUCAAUAAAAUGUUUGUUUUUUUUAUUUUUUCAUGUUUGUAAUUUUUUUCCCAAUUUUGUAAAUUUCUCAUGUUUUCAAUUUUAAUGUUAUAUGUUUUAUUUUAAAUUUUUAUUCUAUAUGUCAUUACUUAUUUUAAAUUUUUAUUCUAUAUGUCAUUACUAAGAAACAUCAAAAAGUCCUACCAAUAAUCUAAUUUUUUUGGAUUGUCCUUAACUUUGGUCCUUAACCUCAAAAUAACAAUAAAUUAAUCUAAGGACCAGACAAUUAGUCCUAGCAAUAAUCAUGGUCUAAAGAGCAAAUAUUAUCCGAGCAUGGCAAAAAAUUGUACAAGCCCGUACGAGAUCACACUGUGUCCGGAUCCCAAACAGAGUAAGUAUUGUCAACUUCUAUGUGGUCUUGUCCAGAGAGACGGGGUUGUAGGUGUGGGUGCUACGUUCCCCUCUGUCUUGGUUCGAGUAAUCAAUUUUCUUGAAAAGUACUGGAAAGAGUUGGCUAGUAAUAUCAGGUCUGGUACUGUCAGCGACUGGAUCACCGACCUUAGUUGUAGAGAGUCUCUACAACUAAGGUCGGUGAUCCAGUCGCUGACAGUACCAGACCUGAUAUUACUAGCCAACUCUUUCCAGUACUUUUCAAGAAAAUUGGCAGAUCUAAUUGCUGAAUUGGCAGAUCUAAUUGAACACGAGUCCUGAAUUGGCAGAUCUAAUUGAACACGAGUGCAGCGGACAAAAAUCCUGGCAAGGUAUAAUUACAAGACUUUGGCCCAAAACCAAAUAUAUUGAAACUAUUGUUACGGGAACUAUGUCUCAACACAUCCCAGCAUUGGAUUACUACUCUAAUAAACUACCUCUAGUUUCCAAAGUUUAUGCAUCAUCUGAAGCAUUUUUCGGGAUAAAUGUGAAUCCUUUAAGCAAACCACAACAUGUGUCCUACACAUUCCUACCCAACAUGUCAUAUUUUGAGUUCAUAGAAGUUGAUGACGAUGGAGGAACCACCGGUGAGAUUGUUGAUCUUGUGAAUGUGAAGUUAGGUUCCUACUAUGAGCCCUUGGUCACAAACUUUUCCGGUAAUGCCCCUUUUAAUUAUACUUAUCAUUU
Brassica napus (rape) is the source of this 2491-nucleotide messenger RNA. RefSeq names its product putative nuclease HARBI1. Bases 1 to 1350 code for a protein of 449 amino acids. The record is from RefSeq and is a predicted model, not a curated record. NCBI's taxonomy places the organism in Eukaryota, Viridiplantae, Streptophyta, Magnoliopsida, Brassicales, Brassicaceae. The transcript has a single exon.